GGUGUAUUAGUCAUCAAGUACUGACUUAUUUAUCAUGAAUGAAACUAUAUUACAGGUUUUAUGUUUAUUAUAGUAUCAUGACAAAAGUGGUUCAUAACUCAACAACUUACUUUAUUUUGGCUGCUAAUACCGCAUAAAGAAUAUAUCUCUAUGUAUAAUAUUGUUAAAAGAAUGAAGGAAUGAUGUGCUAAAACUUCCUUCACUUAACUGAUUGUACAGUUAAAAGUUAUUCAAUACUGGAAAAACAUUUGAACAAGCUGAUAUAUUUACAGAAACUAAGGAUCCAAGGUUGAAAAGUUAUUAGUCAUCAUUUAUCAAAAAUCGUAAUAUCUGUAAUCACAAUAAACACUAUAGAUUAAUUAUCAAAUAAUCUAUCACUAUUUUUUAAGAAAAAAAAAAUCUUAAGCUUUGAGCAACAACCUCGGUUGUUACAAUCUCUGGACAAAUUUACAUGUAGCAAAAAAACAAAAAGCACAUUUUGUAUUGAGUGCUGAGCGGUGUCUCUGGUGUCAAGGCUUCAAGGUACCCACCUGAGAUGGUUAUCAGAUACCAAUGUUAAUAACUCUUCAAGCUCACAAAAGACAUGAACUUUUUAUCAUCAUAAACUACAAUCUAGUGACAGAUAGCGAUAGGUUGAGAUUCUAAUUAAGGUACCACAAUGAGAUGGUGUCGCUAAGUGAAGAUGUUUAUGAUAGCAAGUUCAAAAGACAUUAAUUGGAACCGAUCACAAGCACAUCCCGAACCACAAACUUCUGGGAUUAGCCUAUUUGCUAUGGUUAUAACUGCAUGCUAAUUGUUUAAUAUCCAUGCAGAAGGUAAUAGACAUGCUGCUUCCCAUCGACAACUAACAAUGAAAAAUGCAAUUUACUCCAAGCAGAUAGAGUUGCAUGAACAAAUAGGCCAAGGGACAACUGCUGACAUAUACAGGGGGACUUGGCGAGGCCUUGAUGUUGCUGUUAAGUGGAUAUACCCUACAUACUUCCAAUUAAAUGAAGGUGGUGAAGCAUUCUUUGCACAGGAACUUGAUACUCUUUCACGUCAACACCACCCUUAUGUGUUGCGAUUAAUUGGCGCAUGUCUCCUGCCACCAGAAAAUGGAUGGGUGGUCACAGAGCUGUUGAGUGGAAAGACUUUAAAAGAAUGGCUGCAUGGGAAUAAGAAGAGGCAAAGAGAAAGGUCAGUACCUCUUCCCCCUUUGAAAGAAAGGAUAGAGAAGGGAUUGGAAAUUGCUCAGGCGAUGCAAUACCUUCACGAACAAAAACCCAAGGUCACCCACAGAGACUUGAAGCCAAGUAACAUACUCCUGGAUGAUUGUUUGCAUGUGCGAGUGGCUGACUUUGGGCAUGCUAGAUUCCUGCCUGAGGGAGAGGCAGCACUAACAGGAGAAUUGGGUAAGAAUCUAAUGUCUACAAACUUGCGUGAAGUAAUGAAGGAUUGCAUAUUGUCCAUGAAAAUCAUCAUCCAACAGAUGCCAAUUCUCAAAUGCCAUCCCUUGCCCUUACAAAAAUCUCGGCCUCAAACCUGGAAACCAGGUGACUGCUAGACUGCAGGGAAUUUUUUUUUCCUUCAUAGUUGGUCAGAUAUGUAACACACGAUUUAAUUGAAGCCAACCUUAUCUUCAGUUCAGUUCUCAAUACAGUAAAAGACUGGGCUACUGAUGUGAGAUUAAGUCAUCAAUUCAUCCUGAAUUUUUAGUAACGACCAGCAAUAGAAAAACAUCAUUUCAAUUAAAUAACCAGGUGCAUAACAUGCACAGGGCUGACCUUUCAUAUAUCCUGACAGAGGGACAAACAAAUUUAUGUUCAAUAGUUAGCAAGAAGGAAAAAAAAACUUUGUAUUAAUAUUAAAUUAAUUUGCUUCUGUAAUGUUUGACUCCUAAAUGCUUCGUCUUCAAUUUUCAGGGACUUAUGAGUACAUGGCACCUGAGGUAAUCCGUUGUGAACCAUAUAAUGAAAAAUGUGAUGUUUAUAGCUUUGGCAUCAUAUUGAAUGAGCUGAUCACCGGUCAACAUCCAUACAUAGAGACCAGCUUCAAUCCUAGUAAGGUAUAAUCCAAUCACCUGCUCAGACCUUCAAGAUGAACCUUCCUAAACAUGUAUGCUCUAGCUUUCUAGGAACAAUAUGCAUAUGGUUCACAAUAAUAAUGCAUUUCAGAUAUUAUCUUAUGUUGAAGCAAGUCAAAAUUAUCUUUGUAAUAUCAAAUAACAAGCCAAAUCUAAAAAUUCUGAACUUGAGUAGUCCCUAAGUACAUUAAACAUCAUAUCACAAGUUCAAUAUCUUUCCCCAAAAGUUACUGGGAGCUACUCCACACUUCCCAGCUACUAACAAGCAAUGUAUAUGCCCACCAAGCUUCUGCGAAGAUACUAAAUUUACCCAAAAAAACUCAAUGCCCAUAAAUAAAGUCAUGCAAAAGAUCAAGGUGCAAUCUAGAUCUUGAUAAAAUCAUGCUGUCGUGCAAUUUCUUUUCAUGCAAAGAUCAGCAGAUAAUCUUAUUCUUAUAUGCGUUCCCUUACAGAUUGCAUUGGAAGUUGGAGAAGGCAGGCUUCGGCCAGCACUGCCCGAGGAUGAUGGCCAAUUCAAAGAGCUCAUAGACCUCAUAUGUUGUUCAUGGAAUGAAGAUGCUUCAACUAGACCUUCAUUUGCAAUUAUCACUUCUAACCUUAGAACGAUUCAGAAGAAAUUCAACUAGAUUUAGAUGCUUAUUGUAAUUAGUAAUGAUUAUUAACAUGAAAAUGAAAAAGAAAAAAAAGAACCAGACAAAGCAAACAUGUAUGGCCUAGAGCCAACAUGGUCGUUUAUUCAAUUUCUUUCAGGAAAAACUGGCAGUUUCUAGCUGCAAUCCCACUCCAAGACUCUAAUUUUGCAAUUCUACAGCAGAAUAUUUCUUUCUUAAUUCAUGUUUCAGAAUACAUAACCAUGCAUGAAUGCAAUUACGGGAGUCAAGAGGCCCUGGCUUAAGUCAAAUUCAGUUUUAUGUGUUUCUGGUCUAAGUCACAUGAAUACAACAUUAUCUCCUCCAGAGGGAGAGUGACUUGACAGCGGUGGUUGGCAAAUAUGGGCCCAGAAUGGGUAGUUUUAUAGUUUGGGAGGCAACAUUUCCUCCAAAGUCUGACCUGAGAGGGUAUUGAGACAAUAAUAUAGCUUGUAUAGCUUAUAUCUGAGAAAACAAAUAUUAGUAUUUCAUAUGUAAUGAUUUCUAAUAAUGCCAAGACAUCAUUAUGCUGGAAUGCAGGGAGAAAAGAAUUCUUCUGCAGACAAGAUGUUAGACAAACAAGUGGCAACAAUGGCAUGACACAACAUA
Molecule: messenger RNA, 3300 nt
Organism: Phoenix dactylifera (date palm)
Lineage: Eukaryota; Viridiplantae; Streptophyta; Magnoliopsida; Arecales; Arecaceae
Source: RefSeq, a predicted model, not a curated record